UGUUGGUCCACCGUCAAUUCUCUGCAUAAUUUCUCCUACCUCGGACUCAUGAGGCAAUUUUCGAGGUCGCUGCCCCAGAGGGCGCGUCUUCAUGUUCCUCGUGCCUUGUCUCCCUCCCACCACACCCUACAUGGCGUCCAUACCUAUGCGCGGACGGCCGCGGUGCUGCGGGCAAACUCCGCGCUCACCACCGGACCUCGUCCGACGUUGAAUCAAGCGACAAUUCCCUUCGGAACUGACCAGAAGAGGUGGAUUACCCAAAAAUACAAACAACGCAUGAAGGAUGCAGAACAGGAAUGGAGUCUUUUCGCGCAGCAGAUCAAGGAGGGGAAGAGAAAGAGUUUCGUCCAGCAUCUCGAAGACAGAGGGCUGUUGCACGACGUUGUCGGCGACCGAGAUCUUCUUCACCGUUUGUUCACCGAGAAGAGGGUCGGUAUCUAUGCCGGCGUCGAUCCCACCGCUCCCUCGCUGCAUGUUGGGCACAUGUUGCCAUUCAUGGUCCUGGCAUGGGGCUACGUGUUCGGUCUCCCCGUCAACUUUGUUCUUGGCGGCUCCACCAGCCGCGUCGGUGAUCCCACCGGGCGUUUAACCGGGCGAGAGCAGGUCCAGAGCUCGGUCCGGAAAGCAAACAUGGCGUCGAUGCACAUUCAGCUGAAGCGGCUCGGCAAAAGCAUCGAGCAAUAUGGCAGACGGCAUGGCUAUGAGAGGCAAUGGGCUUGGAGGCGGAACCUUGUCAACAACAAUACGUGGUGGGGCAGUCUUACCUUCAUGGAGGUCAUGAAGGAUAUGGCGAUUCACAUGCGCCUCGGCCCCAUGCUCGGUAGGGAUACUGUGAAGAACCGGCUGGAGAAAGGAGACGGCAUGUCCAUUGCAGAGUUUAUCUACCCGUUGAUGCAGGCAUGGGACUGGUGGUAUCUGUUUCGGAAGGGUGUACAGGUCCAGGUUGGAGGCGCCGAUCAGUAUGGGAAUAUCCUGUUCGGCAUGGAAGCUGUCAAGAUGACCAGCCGAAACGCUCUCUAUGAACAGGAUCGGAAUCCUCUGGAGAAUGAACUAGACCGGCCUAUCGGACUCACGACACCCCUGCUGACCAGUCCUUCCGGAGAGAAAUUCGGCAAGUCGGCGGGCAAUGCGAUCUGGCUUGACAAGGACAUGACAUCUACAUUCGAGUUAUACCAGUUCUUCGUCCGCACGCCCGACGACGUCGUAGAGAAGUACCUGAAGAUGUUCACUUUCUUGCCUUUGCAACAAAUUGAAACGAUUAUGGCGGAGCAAGCUCUCGACCCGUCCAAGCGCGUGGCUCAGCAUGCUUUAGCUGCAGAAUUCGUGGAACUCAUCCACGGCAAAAGCGAAGCGGAAGCGGUUGCCCUUCAACACCGCCAGCUGUUCCGGCCCCGAAAUUCUACUGGUGAACCCAGUCCUCCGCCCAAGACCCCGAAGCCUCAUCCCAUCCCCCAGUCGCCAUAUGCCGCAGAUGCCAACCCGGCAGCAGGCAACAAAUACGCCCCUCACACCACUUUCGAGAACAUGCCGUCUCUCCGCUUGGAGCUUCCCAGAUCUGUCGUCCUGCAGCAACCCCUGCACAAGAUCCUCUGGUCUGCGGGGCUGGUCAACUCCAAGAGCGAGGGUCACCGUCUGGCAGCGAACGGUGGAGCUUAUGUUGGGAGCCGCUCCAGUGGGCAUGGAACGAUGAGUGACUCUCUGGAGUUUGUGCCUAUUGACGUCUGGCUUCCGGAGAAAACCCGAGAGUUUAUUGUUGAUGGAGAUCUUCUCUUCCUCAAGAUCGGCAAGUGGAAGCUUAAGAUUGUGAAGAUCAUCAGCGAUGAGGAAUACGCACGGAAAGGAUUGACCUGCCCGGGCUGGGAGCCUGACGUCGUGAAAGCGCAGGCCGCGAAACCCGCGGCCCUGUGGAGUUUGAGGUAG
Messenger RNA from Aspergillus saccharolyticus JOP 1030-1, 1920 nucleotides. RefSeq names its product tyrosine--tRNA ligase MSY1. Bases 49 to 1920 code for a protein of 623 amino acids. The record is from RefSeq and is a predicted model, not a curated record. Lineage: Eukaryota; Fungi; Ascomycota; Eurotiomycetes; Eurotiales; Aspergillaceae. Gene Ontology annotation, cellular component: cytosol; mitochondrion. Gene Ontology annotation, biological process: tyrosyl-tRNA aminoacylation. Gene Ontology annotation, molecular function: ATP binding; RNA binding; tyrosine-tRNA ligase activity. The transcript has 6 exons.